UAUCGGGUCGCUUCUCCGGCUGCCACUCCCCUUCCGAGCUCGGUGACUUUUUCCGAUUGGCAGAGCCGAAAAUGGCGUCAAGAAUGGCAGCAAUACGCAGGGCACGAGUAUCCGGUCUUACGUCCUCUCUCAAGGUGCUAACUUCUCUUCAUUUCUCCCUUUAUUCUCAGCGCUCUGUCAUUCCCCUUCCCGAAAUUUCCCCUAAAACCCUAACCCUAAACCCCAGCCCCUACCUUUCAUUCAGAGCUCUCUCCACCACGUUUGCGGCUGUUCCCAACAAGCCUUUCCCUCUCUCUCAAAAUCAGAGCCAUCCAGAUUACAAGUAUUCCAACGCCGAAGGACAUGAUAAUAAUCAAAUGGUAAAGGGCCCUAGUCCUCAAAAUCAAGGCUUUGCUCAGCAUCCGAAUUCUGGGAAUGUGAAUCAAUGGAUUAAUCAAAACCAAGGAUAUGUGAGUUCUCCACAAGGGGGUUAUCGGAAUCAGGGAUAUGCUAAUCAGGGUUAUACCCAAGGUGGAUAUCAAGAUCAAGGAUAUGCUCAUCAGAGUUCUCCCCGAGGAGAAUAUCAGAAUAUUGGAUAUUCUAAUCAGAGUUUUCCUCAAGGAGGUUAUCAAUAUCAAGGAAAUCCAAAUCAGAGUAACAUGCUCCCGAAGAGAGCCCCUGUAGUUCAGGAACAAUGGAAUCAUCACCAACCUCAGAAUGUCCAGCCGGUUGGGGCAUAUGCUACAAAUAGUCUGUCCCAGAACCAAGGGAAUUUAGUGAAUGAUCAAUCCUCUGGUGAUAAUAUCUUGUCUACUGCUGAUUUACUGCCCUUGUGCCAACAGGGUAAGGUGAAGGAUGUUAUUGAAUUUAUGGAAAAGGGAGUUGUUGCAGAUAUGCAAUGUUUCCGUUUGCUUUUUGAGUCAUGUGGGAAGUCGAGGAAACUUGAGGAUGCAAAAGUGGUGCAUGAUUACUUUUUGAGAUCAAAAUGUAGGAGUGAUCUUGAGUUGAAUAAUAAGGUGAUUGACAUGUAUUCAAACUGUUGGAGCAUGAUGGAUGCGCGGAGAGUUUUUGAUCACAUGCCUGAGAGGAAUAUAGAUACUUGGCAUUUGAUGAUCAAUGGAUAUGCAUUGAAUGGAUUGGGUGAUGAUGGGUUGUCAUUGUUUGAACAAAUGAGGACUCUGGGGAUACAGCCCAAUAGCCAAACUUUUCUGGCUGUUUUUGAGGCUUGUGCUAGUGCUGAUGCAAUAGAUGAGGCAUUCAUACAUUUUGAGUCCAUGAAGUCCGAUUAUGGAAUUGCACCUCAGAUUGAACAUUAUUUGGGGCUGUUAGGUGUUCUUGCAAAAUGUGGGCAUCUUACAGAGGCUGAGGAAUUCAUUGAAAAACUCCCUUUUGAGCCCACAGUUGCUGUCUGGGAGGCACUGAUGAAUUUUGCUCGCAUUCAUGGAGAUAUUGACCUUGAAGACCGUGCUGAGCAAUUGUGGAGGGCUAGUCAGGUACCUCUUGAGGAUAAUGUGCCUAGUAAGAUUACUCCACCUCCUCCAAAGAAGCAGGCAGUCAAUAUGCUAGAGGGAAAAAGUAGGCUAGCCGAGUUUCGUAGUCCCACUCUAUACAAGGAUGAAGAGAAGAUGAGGGCUGCAAUGAAAGAGCAGGCCUAUGUGCCUGAUACCAGAUAUGUUCUUCAUGAUAUUGAUCAAGAGGCAAAGGAGCAGGCCUUGCUAUAUCAUAGCGAGCGCUUAGCCAUUGCAUAUGGGCUCAUUAGUACCCCAGCUAGAACACCUUUGCGUAUAAUCAAGAACUUGCGUGUCUGUGGUGAUUGUCACAAUGCCAUCAAGAUCAUGUCCAGAAUUGUCGGGAGAGAGCUGAUUGUUAGGGAUAACAAGCGUUUCCACCAUUUCAAGGAUGGAAAAUGCUCUUGUGGAGACUAUUGGUAGUUACAACAACUGGAACUCGUGAUUAGUAGACGGGUAGAAACACCUUCAAGGCCCAACAGGAACCAUUACUGUUGAAAGCAUCAAGAUCAUGUCAAAUGUUUGUUUGUUGUUAGGAAGGGAUUUAUAUUUUAGACAGUUGUGGCACGUCUUAGAUCUGGCAUUCCAUGUCUUAUACUAGUAUGCUAUGUUAUAUGUUUCUAUUCACCUUAACUCGCAUCUAGUACUCAAAAUGGGAUAGGAUUAUGAAGCAAAUGUUAUUUUCUUGAAGGAUUUUUGGUUUUCAUAUUUGUAGAUGACUAAUCUUUUCCAAUGAUGAAAUUUCAAGGGAGAAAAUGGCCUGUA
Ipomoea triloba (trilobed morning glory) is the source of this 2252-nucleotide messenger RNA. Its product is annotated as pentatricopeptide repeat-containing protein At2g15690, mitochondrial-like. The transcript has a single exon. Gene Ontology annotation, biological process: RNA modification. The record is from RefSeq and is a predicted model, not a curated record. Lineage: Eukaryota; Viridiplantae; Streptophyta; Magnoliopsida; Solanales; Convolvulaceae. Gene Ontology annotation, molecular function: RNA binding; zinc ion binding; protein binding. The coding region runs from base 72 to 1910 and encodes 612 amino acids.